Molecule: messenger RNA, 717 nt
Organism: Aphanomyces invadans
Lineage: Eukaryota; Oomycota; Saprolegniomycetes; Saprolegniales; Verrucalvaceae
Exons: 2
Coding region: 55-717 (220 amino acids)
Source: RefSeq, a predicted model, not a curated record
CGCGGAUCGAUGCUGCACGUUCAGCAGCACACCAGAAGCGCCUGACCGAAGUAGAUGGAGCUCGGGCAGUACGAGUCGGUCCGGGCAAGCGUGUAUGGCGCUGUGGACUUUCCUGCGACGCAGCCAACUGUUGUCUUGCAGACGCUGUUCACGAUGGACGAGGAUGAGUCGCCAAACAUGACAAGGUAUGGCACGCAAUUGGCCGCAGGCGUCGUCGACGAAGUUGAUGCGGCCACGGUACUGUUCACUGCGUUCCACAGCCACUCGAGCAAAGAUUUCAACAAGUUUCCAUCGCUCGAUGUUGAGUCGUUGCUGUUGCCAUCGUGGUCGUUGGGGCUAGAGUCGUCGUUGUCACAACGGAGGUCGUGGAAGCAGCGGUGGAAGGGACUCCAGUCGCACCUUCGGUACUUGUUGGGGUCGUUGGUGCAGUCGUGCCAGCGAGAACUCCAUUCUGCGUCGUCGUCGUGGGAGCUUUGGUCGUGGCUGCCGGAGGAAAAACACACUGCCAAACCUGCGCCACGUACGUACACACAGCAUCUUGCGGGGCAACGCACGUCCCCGUCGCGGCAUUCCACGACCUCAUUGUCGAGUUGCAAGGGGCUCCCGAUGACACCGUGCCUUGAAGUGGGCACAACGUGCCCUGGGGAGCGCAAGUCCCGGUGCCGCCACACAGAAGCGCCUUGGACGCAGCGGACACUGCGAAUGACGAGUCGUUGA